Molecule: messenger RNA, 7188 nt
Organism: Scatophagus argus
Lineage: Eukaryota; Metazoa; Chordata; Actinopteri; Scatophagidae
Product: zinc finger protein 518A
Exons: 3
Coding region: 435-4583 (1382 amino acids)
Source: RefSeq, a predicted model, not a curated record
CUCAUGUUACGAAAACACUGUUAGGUUCUCAUAGACGUCUCUGAAAAUUUUAUAUUUUUUUAUGACACUGAAAGUUGUUCUAACAGUUUUUCCUACGAAAAAAUGUCCUUUAUGGCACUAGUUUGGUAUUUGACAAGCAAUACAUAUUCAUCCGCUUCUACAUGAGUGUCAAGAGCACCGAAGUACCCGGAUAGACUGUCAUGGCCGCCGUCGCUGUGGUUCCAUAGAGAGGAGAGAAGGAAGGCAAAUGUUUCUGCUGUGUGUGUAUUCUGACUCAACCUUCUUUUUGCAGUGUCGGACGUUGAUGGCACGGCGCCGGAACUUCCAUCGAGUUCAUAGUACCCUGACCACACUAUAUGCUCCUCUUCAGACAUGACAUGCAUUAAUGUUUGAGUUUUUCCUAAAGGAGCACAGACAUCUGCAGGUAUACAGCUAUGGAAGAAGACCUCACAGUACCUCCUGACUCUGCCAAAAACUGCAACAUAACAGAGGAUGAAAAAGAAAAGGUAAAAGACUUUGUGUAUAAGCACCUCAGAGAUGUGACAGAUGGGUCACUGUUCAAAAAUGCAGAAGAUUCUUCCAUUAAGGAACAUGGGAGUUCCACUAAGAAAGAUAAAGUCUCUCUCAAUAAAACUCACUGUAAAAUUCAGCAGGGGGCUGUUUUCUCUGGAAAAAUUCUGAGUUUUGAAUGCUCAGUAUGCAAAGAUGAUUACACAUAUAGCCCCAAUGAUCUCCUCAAACAUUUUCGAGCGACUCAUAAGGAAACCCUUCCUACGUACCCUUGUGACCUAUGUGGUUUUGUCACAAAUGAGUUCCCUGCUCUUCAGCGCCAUCGGAUUGAACACCGGAACACUCUGGUUACAUGUGAGCUCUGCAACGAUGAUGUUCAGUACUCUCUGCUUUUGCUUACAAGACACUACAUCAUGUGCCACAGUCUAAAUGGACAGUUUAACUGUGACUGGUGUGAGUUUACAACUAUGGAUGCAGGUACAUUUGUCCAACACAUUCAUCAUCACAAUGAGAGUCCUUGGAAGUGUUCAAAAUGCAGACACAUCAGCUUGAAUGAAGAGGAUUACCAGAAACAUAUGAACGCUCAUUCGGGUUCAUUCCCGUUUACUUGUCAGAUUUGUGGAUAUGGUGCAGCGAGAAGCGAGUACCUUAUGAAGCACAUGGCAGCUGUUCACAAAGAGGAGGCGGAGAGAAGGAAUGUAUGGAACGCUGUAGAAGACAACAACACUCCAGCAAAUUCAUCUGCAAGCUUAAAACUUUUGCUCAAGAAGAGUGGCGAAUCACAGGAGGCUCAGAGGAUAUCAAAACUGAACUGUCUUUCUGGGACCCAAAACGGCAGGCUAAUCAAACCAGAGAUAUCCUUAGAGGAGACCCACCACUUUGUGGAUGGGGCUGUGGCAAAAAAGGACAAUAAAAAUUGGAGCAAAGGUUCUCAUAACACAGAACAGUCUAUGUCGGUAAUGUUACAGGAGUGUGACGGCUCUGCAAGUUCAGAUGCUUCAAGUCAUACCAGUCCUAAUGGACUGACUGUUCUGAUGGUUAAAAACAAAAUAUCUCUUCCCCCCAAUUGCACAACAAAAGUGAUGGGAUUCAAGAUGGUUGAUGGCAAAAAGCAUUUAGUUCUCAAAGUAAUACCAUCAGCAAAGCAAGACUCAUCCAUUCAGAACCACUCAGUUGAAGAUGUGGACUCUGCAACAUCAGUUGCUCCUCAACUGGAUCGAAAUAAAGAAACUGUUGAGAAUGGGGAAUGCUCCAGUAGCAAGAACUCAAUGUCACAUUGCUUUUCUGUUUCACCAAGAAGUGGAUCAUGCUUACAGAUGGAUCAAGAUGAUAUCAUGACAGUCAAAGUAAAGAUUGAAGAGGAAGAAACCUCUGUUUGCAACCUUGAUUCCAGCCCACAUAGAGAUAAUGUUGAAGAAGAAACUCAGAAUUUGCUAAAUAGGCCUUUGACUUGUGCAGAUAUAUUAUAUCCCAUGGCCAAUGAGUUUGAUCAUGUGGGUGACCAAAUUCAACCAAGUCACACAACCUGCUCAGAGAGAAAUCAGUUUGAUAGUAACUCAGUCUCAGCAAUGUUUAAUUCUGAUGAAGCUGGCCAUAGUGGGUCAGAAAUCAGCGAUACUUCAAGAGUGUGUGCUAGUGAAGUCACUGGUUCAUCUUCACCUUCAGAAAUUGUUCAAGAAACAUUGCUUUCCAAACAAAUCUCCCAAAAAAGCAUUGAAAACUGUGGGGCUGCAUUUGAGUCAGUAACUGAUACAGCAGCAGACAAACUUAACGAUGAACACAAAUGGAACUCUACCUUUCACACUAUAGAAAAUGAUGAACAAUCAAUGAGUACUCCAAAAAAGGACAACCUUGAUAGGAUCGGAACUGAGAUUAAACAUAAAAAUGGCCAGCAACAUUUUCAAAAUCUUUUGACAAAUACAGUACCUCAAUCAGAGACACCCCUACCCACACCCAGUUGUCAGAGAGAAAGUGGUAUGGGCACACAAAAUUCACCAAGCCAAGAGGUUUUUCAUUUUCACAAUUAUUCCAAGGAAAAAUUCAAUACUUCACCUACCUCUACUCAAAACUCUGACAGUACAAACAAAGUAAGCAUUUACGAACCAUCGCAGUUUCACUUGACAGUGGCAGAGUCUCCAGAAAAGUCCACAGAAAAUAGCAAUGGAUUAGGGUUAAGUCAAGAAAGGAACUGGGAGGACAUGAAGAAAGUGUCAGAUAGUGAUGUUGAAGUUGAUGAGAGCAUAGCUGAUGAUCCUCCCACUGAAGAUGAAAAUCCUGAGUCGGUACUCCAAGACUUUAAUAUUAUUAAAAUUGAGGAGGAGAGCAUACCUAUAUCCAAAAAACAAUCAGAAACAAAGAGUAGUUCAACAUUGUUGGGUAGUUUUGUUGAGAAACAUUCAGAUGCAAUCAUAACCCAGCAACUUAAUAAGGAAAGAGUUGGACCUUCAAGUGCAACCAAUGAUACUUUAAAACAAACAAAAACAACUGUACGAAUUCUUCAGUUACCAGAGGGGAAGCAGCCAGUGCUCCUGAGGACUUCUGAGAAUCGAUUUGCCAUGCCAGUGCAGGUCAAGGCCACUCCAGGUUUCAAAUUGAUAACCAGUUCAGCAAAUCCUCAGAUCAAUGUAUCUUACAUGAAGUCAGGGUUAGAGAGAUCAAGUAAACCUACCGGUGUAAGCCUUACUCCAAACAGCAGGAGAUUAGGUGCAUCUGCUCCAAAGGCAGGAGCAGUGGAAAAAGGGACAGCACUUCUCUCUGCUGUUCAGCCAGGUGUAAGCACCACAUCAAAUCACUACUUUAUCAAUAGCCCAGGUUUUAAAGGUCCUGUUUUCCUUUCAAGUACACCACAUAAUACACCACAUAAUACACCUACAGACAAAAUGGCAAAGACACAGCCAACUUGCUACUUAGUACAGAGGUCUGUUCCAUUUGUUCAGACCCCCAGUACUCCUGGCCUCAGACUAGCAAGUACACAGCUCCCACUGAAUUCACGACCAGUUCUAGCAAUGCCUGUGAACUCUGCAGAGAAACCUAGCACUCUGCAGAGUGGUCGGCAGGCAUUCUUGCUCCGAUACAUUUCUCCUCCCAAGUCAGGCCUACUAUUGAACAACCAAGAUGCAAAAACCGGCCAGUGUAACCAAACCAGUGAAAGUACUGGAAACAAGGUCAUAUUUAAAAUCGUCACUCCUACAGGGAGCCUUCUUUCAAGUGGAACUCCCACUUCAAGUAGUCAGCCUUUGUUUUUGGCCACCAGACCUCAGACCCAGUGUUUUUUGGUGUCAUCAAACAAAACUAAUGCAAAUUCCUCCAAUGGAGUAAAGAAACUGAUCACCAUACAAAAUACCACUCAGAAAGAUGUCAAGGAAUCACCCCCUCAGAUGAACUUAAGGACACCAUCAUGUGAAGCAGAGAAACCUGUCUUAGCCCCAAGGCCAAUUCGGCCACCAAGCCAAAGGAAAAGGCGCAGGAAACGAUUAUUUGAUGAGCUUCCAGCAACAGUCCAUAAAGCUAGAAGACUCACAAAUAAAGCACUGACUGAGAGAGAGACUACUGUGUUAUGGAAGCCUGUGGCCAAAGAUGUUGAGAGGACAUUGAGACUUGUCCCAUUCAGUUCUCUACAGCAGGUCAGAUGCCCUCGUAGAUACCAACCUGUUGUGGUGCUCAAUCAUCCAGAUGCUGACAUUCCCGAAGUGGCCAAUAUCAUGAAGGUAGUUAACAGAUAUAAAGGUGCUGUUACUAAGGUCUCUCUGUCUCAGAAAACAGUCCAAGCACUCUCUGAGCUUGGUGCUUUAGGGAAGAAUUCCUUGACCAAAGGUGCAUCGUCUCAAAGCGAUCAUCCAAGACCUCGACCAGUUCAGAGUUCUGUCCGAGAACGAUUCCUCUUGAAGCUUAAGUUAAGAAAAAAAAGCAAAAAAAAGUAUGAGGUAGUGGAAACUUUAUCAGGUUGUGUACAGGACCCUGUGGUGUUUGAUUGCUGGUUUUGUGGCCGGCUCUUCAACAGCCAAGAAGAUUGGAUUGGCCAUGGCCAGCGGCACCUCAUGGAGGCAACUAGAGACUGGAAUAAACUGUUCUGAGUUUUCCAUCACCUUUUAAAUGGGCUGAUAAUCUGUCCUUUUGAGGUGGAGCAAACGGUUGAAGUUGUAUAUUUUUAAAGACCUUCCACUAUAUGUUUUCUCAGUUCUAUUCCUGUAAAUAUGUAUUCUUAAGUGGUUUUAUCUUUUCAUAGGUGCUUAUUCUGGUAAAAUAUGUACAGCAGCUAUGAUUUAUAUCAUGCACACACAGGUCAUAUUGAACUGUGAAAAUGGUACACUGUAAUUAGGAGUUGUAAGAGGACUAGCUCAAAAAAGGGGACAAUGUCAGCAACGGUUGUUUGCAGAGUUGGUUUAAAUUACUCAGGUGACUUCAUAUUAAUCUGGUUUGUCAUUUUUGCUCAUAAAUUCAAGAAAAGCAUAGGCCUAUUUUAAGGGACUUUUGUAUCUUCUUUUAUUGUUCUGCACGUGAGAACAGGAAACUAUUUGUAUAGCUUAAAUGAAGCUUGUUGACAAACUAAAUUUUUGCGCUUGUGAUGAAAACAUGUUCUGGUCCAAAUUAUUCCUUUUUGUAUGAUGUUUUAAGUGAACAGGAUAAUAUUUUACACUAUUCUAUUGUCAGGAUUAGUUUACAGUUUCCUUUUCAGGAUCUUGUCAACCUGUAGCACGUGUUUGUCAUAACUAGAGCUGAGCUUUUUCACUGCAAUCUCUUUAGUCUGCCGAGUGUUGCAGAUGGACAGUUUUAUAAAAUACUUUUGCAGAAAAGAGAAAUCUGUUAAACAGGGAUGUUGUCAUGGCUCUCUGUCGAUACUUGAGAAACACAAAUCAGCCCAUUGUACACCCUAUGCAGUUUCAAUGCAACAAUAUUUUGGUUUGUUGCUUGUGCUCAUGUUGUGAAUCAUGUGAAUCCACAUUUGAUUUCUGAAUUUACUGAUAAAUUGUAAAGAUCCCAUAAUUUACAUUCACAUUGUGUGUUUUUUGUUUUGUUUUGUUUUGUUAUUCUUUCUUUUUUCCAACGAAGAUGCUGGUUUAGGAUAUUGACAUCAGCACAUUAAAAUGAAAAUCUGUCAAAAUCUUGUCACAGGGCUCAACAAGAAGAUUUCACGCCUACUUCCAAAACUUAUAGAUGCCAGAGUUAAGUAAAAUUUGUCUAAAAUCUGUUGAUCGCCGCUAAUUGGAAUUGUAAAGGUUGUAAUUAUACACCAUGUGCCAAUAAUAAAUGAUAUCAAUAAUAUAUAACAUUAAUAACCUGGACUGGAAUUAAUCAGUAUUUUCUCUCAGUAAAUCUGCAGAUUAACUUUUUGAUUAACACUUAAUUGUCAGAAUAUUAGUAUUGUCAAUAUUUUGACAAUUAAGACCAAGGUGAAGUCAUCAAGUAUCUUAUUGUGUUUUAUCACACAGUCCAACUCCCAGAGAUAUUCAUUAAAUUAUCGCAACAUACAAAAAUCAGUAAAACAUCACAAUUUAGAAUUUGGAAUGAGACAGUUUGCAUUUUUGCUUGAAAAAAUUAAAAUUAAUUGAUUUCCAAAUAUUGGCAGAUAAUUUUCUGUUGGUCGACUGAGUAAUCCACAGCUAAUCAACAGUUCUAGAUUAAAAAAUAUUGUGUAAAUCCUAAAAUUAAAAACUAAUAUUAAAAUAAUAAUAAAAAAUAAUUAAAAUAAUGGCUUAGUCUCAAGCAAUAAUGUCGACCCUGUGUUAUUGUACAACACUGUACAAAAUAACUCGAUUUUAACUACUUGGAACACUUCCACAGCACUUUCUUUCCACUUGAACCUGUAUUACUGCUGCUACUGAUGAGAAUGAGGAUAAAGGUAGUUGUUACAAUGGGAGGGGUUGGCUGGAUCACAAAUCCCAAAUCUUUUAGUGGAAGUACAAAAUGCCACAAAGAUAAAUUUUGUUUAUUUCUGUACAGACGUAGAUUAUUAUAUAUAUAAAAAAUAUGAAAACAGCAUUCUUUUUGACAUACAUUUACUGUAGAUCAAAGUGCACCCAAAGACGGCAGAUAAAAACACAGAAAUACAUUUUCAUACCUUUUAAACUGUUCUUGGUUUAUUAAAAAGUUUUUUAUUAUUAUUAUGGUUUAACAUUUACUGUGACAUUUGUUUAUAGUGGUUUGUAGACAUUUUAAGUGUAGUAGGAGCCAAGAACAUAACCCACAGAUUUGGAUCCUGCUUUAACUUCUCACUGAUCUUAUUGCAUUACGGCUGUACUGUAAAUCUGCUCACUGUCAUUGAGUCCAUUCAUUUGGUUUAAUGUUACAUCUGACAGACUUCGUCCUUUUUGGAUUUUAAAGAUGGCUGAACCAUGGAAUGAAUGUUUCAUUGUGUUCAAUAUGCAAAAGUGACUGAACAAUUAAAGCCAUGCUAAUAUUUUGAAUUUUAUUUAUUUAUUUUUUUUUUCUAUUCAAAAUAGUGAGCAGCCAGCCUCCAGUUACAGCAUUGUCCAAUUUUCACCAGCAUUGGCUCUAUGUUCAUUUUAGUUAACCACUCAACUGCGUGGGUUAUCAGCAUUUGAGCACAGGUUUAGGUUAUCAACCUCACUAAAUGACAACACCUGGAGCCUGCAAAGCUAUAUGCCAAGAAAUAGUUCAAGCACUGAACUUUCCCUAAAACCACAAAUAGUCAUCUCUACAGUUCAUUUUGUUACAGAU